Nymphalis io (European peacock) is the source of this 1039-nucleotide messenger RNA. Its product is annotated as circadian clock-controlled protein daywake-like. The coding region runs from base 192 to 947 and encodes 251 amino acids. NCBI's taxonomy places the organism in Eukaryota, Metazoa, Arthropoda, Insecta, Lepidoptera, Nymphalidae. The record is from RefSeq and is a predicted model, not a curated record. The transcript is spliced from 5 exons.
CAGGCUUCACAUUGGCAAAGAGCUAUCCGAAUUUAUGCAACCUAAAAUGAGAAAGAACUCGUUUCAAUUUACAUAAGAAGUACAAACGUUAACGAAGGUCACUCGUCAGUGCGCCCGUAGGUCUUCGAUCGGACGACGCAUUGUUCAGGACUCAAAGAUUUAUUGGAUUGGAUUGUGCAUAAAAAAUAAAAAUGUGUGAGAGACAUGUUACAGUUUUCACUAUAGUGGCUAUUGCGCUGGCCUUCGUAAACAACUCUUCAGCAAGACUCGCGCCUGAUUUUAUUCAUCCUUGCAACAAUACCGAAUCGACCUGCUUAGUUCAGGCAACACAAGAUGCGAUCCCGGAAUUUGCCAGAGGGUUACCGCUCUUGGGAGUACCCGCCUUGGACCCCUUCGUCAUUGACGAGUUACCAAUACAAUUGCCUGGUGUAAAAGUCACAUUUUUGGACGGAAAGGUCACAGGACUGCGCAAAUGUCAGGUGUUGAACGUACAAGCUUACCUGGAAGAUAAUAUAUUCGUUCUUGAGAUAAAAUGUAACAUAACUAUUAAAGGAAAAUACACAGCUGUUGGGAGACUUCUAUUAUUCCCUAUUAACGGCGAAGGAGAUUCCAAAAUCAAAAUAGUUAACUCUGUCAUAAAACUGAACAUAAAGACCAAGUACUUUAAGGAUGCGGACGGCCGAGACCACUUUGGUAUAAAAAAUUACAAAUACACGUUCGAUUAUGGUGACAGAGUACAUUACACGAUCAAUAACCUAUUCAAAGGGAACCCGGAAUUGAGCAAUACAGUUUUACAAUUCCUAAACGAAAACUGGAGAGUGGUGACUGAAGAGUUUGGCCAACCUGUUGUGGACUACGCAAUGAACGUCACCAUAGAAACGGCUAAGAAGUUCUUUAACGCUGUCCCUUACGACGAAUUACUACACGUACCUUUACCAAAGUACUAAUGUAUGAUAAAAUAAUGAUUAGGUUUCUUUUAAGUAUUUGAUGUAUUAACAUUAAUUUAUUUAGCUAGUAAGUACUAACCACCUUCAUAUUU